Molecule: messenger RNA, 779 nt
Organism: Physcomitrium patens
Lineage: Eukaryota; Viridiplantae; Streptophyta; Bryopsida; Funariales; Funariaceae
Product: small ribosomal subunit protein uS13z/uS13y/uS13x
Biological process (GO): translation
Cellular component (GO): cytosol; ribosome; small ribosomal subunit
Molecular function (GO): RNA binding; structural constituent of ribosome
Source: RefSeq, a predicted model, not a curated record
UUUGGGGAUGAAUGAAAGCCUUUGUAAACCCUAGAUACUGCUCUCUCUUAACGGGGUGUUGCUCUUUCUCUGGCUCGGCCUGGACAUUUACAGUUCUGCGCCUCCGCCUUCCUCAAGUUCCUCGACGUGCGUUGGCACAGAGUAGCAACCAUGUCGCUCGUUGCGGGUGAGGAGUUCCAACAUAUUCUUCGUGUGCUCAACACGAACGUCGAUGGACGUCAGAAGAUCAUGUUUGCCCUGACCUCCAUUAAGGGGGUUGGGCGUCGUUUUGCCAACUUGGUUUGCAAGAAGGCCGAUGUCGACAUGAGCAAGAGGGCUGGCGAGCUCUCCGCAGCUGAGCUCGAGAACCUGAUGGUCAUCGUUGCUAACCCUCGUCAAUUCAAGAUCCCAGACUGGUUCUUGAACAGGAAGAAAGACCACAAGGACGGUCGCUACUCCCAGGUUGUUUCAAACGCCUUGGACAUGAAGCUGAGGGACGACCUCGAGCGACUGAAAAAAAUCAGGAAUCACCGUGGUCUUCGUCAUUACUGGGGCUUGCGCGUGCGUGGUCAACACACCAAGACUACCGGACGACGUGGAAGAACCGUUGGUGUGUCCAAGAAGCGUUAGAUUGCUUCUUAUUAAUUUUUGUCGAUGUAGUGGGUUUUGAUCACCCUUUCCGAAGUAAAACUUUAGUGCUGCAACAUUCCCAAUUUUCAAUAUUACACGCUGGUUGCUUGUAAAUCAGAUUUUGUGAUUUUUCCAUCAUGAAUGUGAGGGUUCCGAGAGCGACUGUGUCA